UCGACGCACGUGGAGCAAGGGUCAAGUCGAUAAUAUGGCGGCUGCGAGCGAAGGUGGAAAUUUAGCUCUUCUAAGUGUAUCAAACAAACAAGGUCUUGUAGAGUUUGCCAAGAAACUUCAUGAUUGUGGGUUCAGGCUUAUCGCCUCGGGAGGAACAGCAAAUGCUAUCAGAACUGCUAAUAUUCCAGUCAGGGAUGUUUCUGAGAUCACCAAUGCACCUGAAAUGUUGGGUGGUAGAGUCAAGACAUUACACCCGGCAAUACAUGGAGGUAUUUUAGCUAGGAUAACAGACAGUGACAAGGCUGAUAUGGAAAAGCAAGGUCAUGAGUAUAUAAAAGUUGUAGUUUGCAAUCUGUAUCCAUUUGUGAAGACAGUAGCAAAAGAAGGAGUUACAGUAGUUGAUGCUGUAGAGCAAAUUGACAUAGGUGGAGUGACGUUACUGAGAGCAGCAGCCAAGAAUCAUGCCAGGGUGACAGUAGUAUGCGACCCUGACGAUUAUGACAAAAUUGUAUCAGAGAUGUCUGCAAGUCCUACUCAAGAGGUUUUGCCUGAUACUAGAAAAUCCUUAGCAUUAAAGGCUUUUAAUCAUACAGCCAGUUAUGACUUGGCUAUCUCAGAUUACUUUCGUAAAGAAUUCAGUGAAGGGGUGUCUCAUAUCCCAUUGCGUUACGGUAUGAACCCACAUCAAAAACCAGCACAACUUUACACCAUGGAACCUCAGUUACCAGUCAAGGUUGUUAAUGGAUCUCCUGGUUUUAUCAAUUUGUGUGAUGCUUUCAAUUCCUGGCAACUCGUCAAGGAACUUCGAAAGUCUCUUAACCUUCCUGCAGCAGCAUCCUUCAAGCAUGUUAGCCCAGCAGGGGCUGCUGUUGGCGUGAUGCUCACACCAGAGGAGGCUAAAGUUGCAAUGGUGGAUGACAUGAUUGAUGAUCUUACUCCACUGGCUAUAGCAUAUGCAAGGGCUAGAGCUGCUGAUAGGAUGUCGUCAUUUGGUGACUGGGUGGCCUUGUCAGACACUUGUGAUCUGCCAACAGCAAAGAUCAUUUCUAGGGAGGUAUCUGAUGGAAUUAUUGCACCUGGUUAUAAUGCUGAAGCACUUGAAGUCCUUAAGAAGAAAAAGGGUGGCAAAUAUUGUGUUUUGCAGAUGGAUCCAAACUAUGAGCCAUCACCCAUGGAGAGUAGAACAAUCUUUGGUCUUCACUUGGAACAGCUUAGGAACAACUGCACAAUUGAUGAAAAUGUUUUUAAGAAUAUAAAAACCAAGCAAAUAAAAUAUUUGCCAGCAGAUGCAGUAAGAGACCUGAUAGUUGCUAGUAUAGCCUUGAAGUACACUCAGUCUAACUCUGUCUGCUAUGCCAAGAAUGGACAGGUCAUUGGUAUUGGAGCUGGUCAACAGUCUAGAAUCCACUGCACAAGACUUGCUGGUGAUAAGGCUAACAACUGGUGGCUGAGGCACCAUCCUAGAGUUCUUGGAAUGACUUUUAAAAAGGGUGUGAAGAGAGCAGAGAAGUCCAAUGCCAUUGAUGUAUAUGUCAAUGGAACAGUAGGGAAGGACAAUGACAAGGCCACUUGGGAAGACAUGUUUGACAGUCCACCAGAGCUUCUGACUGAGUCUGAACGAGAGAAAUGGAUUAGCAAGUUAAAGGGAGUGUCUUUGAGUUCAGAUGCCUUCUUUCCAUUCAGAGACAAUAUCGAUAGAGCUGUCCAGAGUGGAGUCCAUUAUAUUGCUAGUCCUUCAGGUUCAGCAGCAGACGACAUCUGUGUUCAAGCCUGUGAUGAGCAUGGUAUUACCAUGGUACACACAGAUCUACGUCUGUUUCAUCAUUAGUUCGCUAAUAUUUAAAGCCAAAAGUAUGAUCUAGUAUAAUAAUACUCCAUUUUACAGUUCCAUUCAGUGACCACGAAUAAUAGUUCCGAGCCGAGGGCUGGAUUGCCGUGCAUGAUAAACUGUAGUUUCGCUAUGCGCGGAAACUCUAACCUCGACAUGGAACUAUUAUUCGUGGUCACUGAAUGGAACUGUUAAAUGGAGUAUUGUAAAUGUUGGCAUUGCAAUCAAAAGUGUGGUGAGUGUAGAUUGUCAAUGUUAUAUGAUUUUUUCCAAUCAACCUUUUAAAAAAAGUGGUGCCACAUUUAAUUCAUAGUUCAGUGAACAGCUGGUAUGUAUCAGAAUUUAUGUUCAGAUUUAAAAGCACUUGCAAAGUUAAAGAAGUGAUUGUUAACAUUUAUGAGGAUGUCAUGAAAUGAUAGACUAAUGUAAAGUUGUUAUUAAUAAUAAAGUGUAAGCUUAUCUGCA
Actinia tenebrosa (Australian red waratah sea anemone) is the source of this 2293-nucleotide messenger RNA. Its product is annotated as bifunctional purine biosynthesis protein ATIC. Gene Ontology annotation, molecular function: IMP cyclohydrolase activity; phosphoribosylaminoimidazolecarboxamide formyltransferase activity. The record is from RefSeq and is a predicted model, not a curated record. Gene Ontology annotation, cellular component: cytosol. Gene Ontology annotation, biological process: 'de novo' IMP biosynthetic process. NCBI's taxonomy places the organism in Eukaryota, Metazoa, Cnidaria, Anthozoa, Actiniaria, Actiniidae.